Chaetura pelagica (chimney swift) is the source of this 1075-nucleotide messenger RNA. It is a transcript of the gene SNRNP40, whose product is annotated as small nuclear ribonucleoprotein 40kDa (U5). The record is from RefSeq and is a predicted model, not a curated record. Gene Ontology annotation, cellular component: catalytic step 2 spliceosome. The transcript has 10 exons. NCBI's taxonomy places the organism in Eukaryota, Metazoa, Chordata, Aves, Apodiformes, Apodidae. Bases 1 to 1050 code for a protein of 349 amino acids. Gene Ontology annotation, molecular function: RNA binding; protein binding.
AUGGCCUCACGUUGUGCCAGGGGACGCUUAGAUUGGACCCAUGAGGGGGUCCUGGCCAUACCCUGGGGGGUUCCCCUUGUGUUGUCCCUUCACCUGCUCUCCUGUUGCCUCCUGCAGGGCCCCCCGCGCUGCUCCUCCCUGCAGGCCCCCAUCAUGCUGCUCUCGGGGCACGAGGGGGAGGUGUAUUGCUGCAAGUUCCACCCCAAUGGCAACACCUUGGCCUCUGCUGGCUUCGACAGGCUGAUCUUGCUGUGGAAUGUCUACGGGGACUGUGACAACUUUGCCACCCUGAAGGGACACAGCGGGGCAGUCAUGGAGCUGCACUAUAACACAGAUGGCAGCAUGCUUUUCUCAGCAUCCACUGACAAAACCGUGGCUGUGUGGGACAGUGAGACUGGAGAGAGGGUGAAGAGGCUGAAGGGCCACACGUCCUUUGUCAACUCCUGCUACCCGGCGCGGCGGGGACCGCAGCUGGUCUGUACCGGCAGCGACGACGGGACGGUCAAGCUGUGGGAUAUCAGGAAAAAAGCUGCUGUCCAGACAUUCCAGAACACAUACCAGGUCUUGGCUGUCACCUUCAAUGACACCAGUGAUCAGAUCAUAUCUGGAGGCAUCGACAACGAUAUUAAGGUUUGGGACCUUCGCCAGAACAAGCUCACCUACACCAUGAGGGGACAUGCAGACUCAGUGACUGGCCUCAGCCUGAGCUCAGAAGGCUCCUACCUGCUCUCCAAUGCCAUGGACAACACAGUUCGCAUCUGGGAUGUGCGGCCCUUUGCCCCCAAAGAGAGAUGUGUGAAGAUUUUUCAGGGGAACAUACAUAAUUUUGAAAAGAAUCUUCUGAGGUGCUCUUGGUCCCCAGAUGGAAGUAAAAUAGCAGGGGGAUCUGCUGACAGGUUUGUCUAUGUGUGGGACACCACAUCCAGGAGGAUUUUGUACAAGCUGCCAGGCCAUGCUGGAUCAGUGAAUGAGCUGGCUUUCCAUCCAGAGGAACCCAUUAUCCUCUCUGCAUCCAGUGACAAGAGACUGUACAUGGGGGAGAUCCAGUGAAGCCCACGAGGAGAUGCUGGGAUUC